Molecule: messenger RNA, 1083 nt
Organism: Acanthocheilonema viteae
Lineage: Eukaryota; Metazoa; Nematoda; Chromadorea; Rhabditida; Onchocercidae
Source: the annotation of a GenBank genome assembly
AUGCCCAAAUGUGAAUUCAAUGUACGUUGGGAAGCAUGCAUUAGAAGGUCAAUUCAACGAUCACUGGAAGAUCAUCGGCGAGUUGUAGGUAAAUCUGAAUUAACAACUGAGCAACGGAAAUUACUUUGGGCAUAUGGCAAGCCAAGAGAUUUGAAAGAAGCAUUACAAUCAAUGUCAAUAGUGUACGACAUGGUGAGGUUACAAGAACAAAUAACGCUUGAUAUUGUCAAGUAUUAUCGCGCUGAUAAUGUCCUUUAUCUGGAAAUACACGUAAAUCCAUGUGUCAACAAUGAGUUAUCACCGGAAAUAUUCCUGAGGAAAAUGAUUCAAGCUAUUUCAUUUGCAAAAUCAGCACAUCGUAAUAUGACCGUUAAAAUAUUGUUAAUUGCCGAGCUUGAAGAAUCGAUUGAAAGAGUGCAAGAAGUUAUUGAUUUGGUCUUGAUAUUUGGAAGGACUCGUAGAAAUCAAAAUUUGCCUGAUAGUGAUAUAAUACAUGGUGUGGAGAUAGUUUUUGUUGAUUCAAAUGAAUAUGAUAUGUAUCAGUUGAAAAAAAUGAUUGAAUUUAUUCGACAGGAAUCUGAUUUAUUGAUAAUUUUUAAUUUAGCUAAGAUGAGCAACAAUAUGAAUCAAUUGUAUGAUAUUUUAUCGAUGCGUCCCGAUCGAUUAUGCAAUGCAGAAAUUUUAAAUCAAAAUCAAAAUGAAAUCGAUCAACGUAUAAUAACUGAUCGCUUGUUAUCAAUGAAAUUACCAAUAGUCUUGCAGACAGGAUAUAGCAUGUUAUUGGGUUGUACCUUAUCAGAUGAAUAUUAUCAACUGGCAACAGUUAUGGAUUUGAAGCCAAGUGAUAUCUAUGAACUAUCACUAACCGCGUCAUUUUUCACGGAAAAAACUCCACGUAUUAAACGCCGUAAUUUAUUUCCAUUCGCUUAUCAAUAUGACCAAUUUGCAGAAUUAUACAUGCUGGAAAAUUCGACUGAAUGGAAGCUUCAAAUUCUUCGUGAUUGUAAAUUAUUUCUAAGUCGACCUUUGACUUGUAAGCGAAAACAGCGUCGACGUCGUAUCAUUGAUCUUUUAUAUGUUUGA